GCAGCUGAGAAGCAGAGGUGGGCCGCUCGGUUGGAGGCAGUGGCCGGUCGAGCCGGAGACCACGCGGAGCUUAACAAGCACGAGGCGGGCGACGAGACGCUCACUGGCCCAGAGAGAGAGAGGAUCAAGAACCUUGUUCUCAGUUCGGGGGCUCCAAAGACGAUGGCGGUUCACAUCAGAAGGUGGGAGAAGCUGGAGAGGUGGUGUUCAGCCAACUCAGUGGUGCUCUACCCGCUCACGAUCGAUGCCGUGGUCAAGUACGCUCUGUUCCUCGACUCCAAAGAGUGCGGGCCGACCGUAAUCCCGUCUCUGCGAUCGGCUCUGAAGUGGGUCGGUUCACGACUGGCAAUAAAGCUUCCCGAUCUUCAAGACAAACGCCUUCUGGCUCUCGAGACGGAUGUCUUCCAGAAGCGUGCCAAGAUGAUCAAAGAAGCGGUCGCCAUGCCCUUUGAGGUCGUGCAGGCAAUGGAAAAGUUUGUCUGCUCCGGGAAAGAGCCGGCAGCCGCUCGGAUCUUCACCUGGUGGUUGCUCUGCAUGGUCUUCGCUUCGCUCAGGUUCGACGACGCCAUCCACGUCAAGCCGCUUGAGCUCGAGAUGAGGCCGAACGCCUCAGCAGAUCGGGCUCCAAGCCAACUGGAAGGAUCCAGGUCCUAUGGUCCUCAAGUAUACCCGCAAUCGUAUACCCGCAAUCGCUCCACGAUACCUGCGGUGAUGAUGCAGCAGCUCGUUGCGGACUUGAAGGACGCGUUCGCGCCCAAGUGUGUCUCCAAGGACGACCUUGUGGAUGAAGUGGACGACGAUCUUCUGCCCAUCGCAGAGUUCUUUCUUAAAAUACCUGACGGCUCGGCGUCUAGCUACGAGUACAAGUGCCACUGCUCGUCCAAGACAGACUAUCAGAUCGUGGCAUGCG
Molecule: messenger RNA, 910 nt
Organism: Symbiodinium pilosum
Lineage: Eukaryota; Dinophyceae; Suessiales; Symbiodiniaceae
Source: the annotation of a GenBank genome assembly